Messenger RNA from Asparagus officinalis (garden asparagus), 567 nucleotides. RefSeq lists its product as uncharacterized. The transcript has a single exon. NCBI's taxonomy places the organism in Eukaryota, Viridiplantae, Streptophyta, Magnoliopsida, Asparagales, Asparagaceae. Bases 1 to 567 code for a protein of 188 amino acids. The record is from RefSeq and is a predicted model, not a curated record.
AUGAUUGGAAGUAUCGACUGCAUGCACUGGCAAUGGAAGAAUUGUCCUAAGGCUUGGCAAGGGCAGUUUACUAGUGGACACAAGGGGACGGCAACAGUUAUCCUUGAGGCAGUGGCAUCUUUUGAUUUAUGGAUAUGGCAUGCUUUUUUUGGUUUGCCAGGUACAUUGAACGACAUUAAUGUACUAGAUAGGUCACCGGUAUUUGACGAUAUUGAGUCCGGUGAAGCCCCGGAGGUGAAUUUCAUUGUCAAUGGGCGACAAUACAAUCGUGCUUACUAUCUUGCAGAUGGAAUAUAUCCGAAAUGGCCUGUCUUUGUCCAAUCAAUUCAAUUGCCCCAAGGCAACAAAGCGCAGUUGUUUGCCAAACAACAAGAAUCAUGUAGGAAGGAUGUGGAACGCGCAUUUGGGGUUCUCCAAGCACGAUUUGCUAUUAUUCGCCAGCCCGCUAGAAUGUGGGACAUUGAGGUCUUAGGUAAAAUAAUGAGGGCUUGCAUUAUUUUACAUAACAUGAUAGUCGAGGAUGAACGAGAUACUGGACAGGUGUCGAGUCGACCUGAGCAUUCAUAA